CUGCAGUCAGAUGAACUGCAGUUUAUUGACACACAAAGCCUCUAAAACGCGCUCAAAGUCAACCUGCCAGUAAUGAGAAGCACGGCAUGGCAGACAGACAGGACAAGGAGGUGGAGGAGGCUGAGCAGGUGUACCUGCUGAUGAAAGAGGAGUACAGGAUUUCACGCAACGUGCGUCUGUCCUGGUUCCUCAACCGGCUCAAUCAGGCCGUUCGGCCCAGUCCUCUGUCUGAGCUGCUGAAGUCAGAGAACGAGCUGGAUGUUUUGAGCGUCCUCCCGAAAGGAUGGCAGCCCGACUCUCCUUCCUCGUCCUGCCCGUGUCUGCUGGUUCCCUCCACACACGUCACCUUCCUGGCGCGCAGGUACCGCUUCAUCAUCGAGCUGGACCUGAGCCCGUCCACCGGGAUCGUGGAUGACAGCACAGGAGAGAUGAUCUUUGAUGAAGUCUUCCACGCUCUGUCUCGGUGCUUGAUUGGUCUGGCAAAACCCUUUAAAGUCCCAGGAACGGAUCACGUGUUCCAGCCAGAGAUCUUCAUCACUAUUCUGGCGUAUUCCUCCAUCAUUGGCCUUAGUUCUCAUCAGGUGUUGGUUCAGGGCUGUCAGCUGGACUGUAUGGAUUUGGAGCAGUUCUUGCAUCAGAUCUAUCAGCAGCUGAGAGCCGUGGAGAGCAGCAUCGCUGACGUCCUACAGCAGCAGCACAAUCAGUUCAGUGGAUCUGUCUAUCAGUCCUUCUCUAAUGAUGCAAUGGAGGAACUGUCUCAGAGGAAGCCAGGGGUUUCCAUGGUGACGGCUGAUGUUGGGCUGGUCAGUAUGGUGAGGCAGGGCAUUCUCGCUCUGCAACUCCUGCCUCCAAACUCUGGUGCUGGAAUAAUAAUCAUCACAGAUGGAGUGACGAGUGUUCCUGAUGUAGCUGUGUGUGAAACACUACUGAACCAGCUGAGAAGUGGAACCAUUGCCUGUUCGUUUGUCCAGGUGGGCGGCGCUUACUCCUACGACUGUAGUUUUGGCUACAUCCCCAACGUGGAGCUGAUGAAGUUCAUCUCCAUGGCAACCUUUGGCUCCUACCUGUCCAUGUGUCCAGAGUCUGACUCUAGAGGCGAUGAGAUGAACGCUUACCAUCGCGCUUUCCUCACAUACUCCUUCCUGAGGACCGGCGAGUCCAUGAACCCAGAGUACUACUGCCUCUCCCAGCACAGGCUCUUUAAUGAACACCUGGUGUCGGCCAGUGGAAACCCCGCCUUAGUGAUGCGCAGGAAGAAACACACGGAGAAGGAAGUGCACGCUGACUUGAUCAGUGUCCUGUCCAUCAGACUGCGAGAGGGAUACACCAUCCGAGAGAUCAACAUCACUAAAGGAGGAAGUCAGCUGGAGGUGAAGCUGGUCCUCCUCUGGAAGCAUAACAUGCGUGUUGAGUACCUCGCCGUGGCGUCCUGGCCCCUGAAUCCAGUCAAAAGCACCACCUGGGUGGAGGUGACCAUAGAGGGCAGCUACGACAUCCUCCAUGACAUCAGCUGCACCAUGAGGAAACCAAUCACAAGCCCCUAUCGGACGUCUGUCAUCCGCCGCUUCUGGAACACACUGCAGAGCAUAAAUCAGACAGACCAGAUGUUGGUGCACCUGCAGUCCUUUAAUUCCAUCCCAGAACACUACACCAUCCCCGAAAGCACGAAAAAUGGGGUUCCUCUGUUUUACAUCCCACCUGGAUCCACCACACCGGUCCUCUCCCUCCAGCACAGUGGCUCUAAAGACUCCAGCCAAUCCCAGUUUGCCUCCUACUGGAAGCCCAUCCUGUCCAUGGACGCCAACUUCUGGCAGCGCUGGCUGCACAUGCAUCACAUCGCUAUCCUUCUGGAGCAUGACGUCCCGGUCCCAAAGCACGUGCACAACGCUGGCAGUAACGGUCGCUUCAGUACCAUCCAGUGUCGCAUCUCUCACUCGGCGCUCACCUCGCUGCUCAGGGACUGGAGCAGUUUCGUCCUGGUGGAGGGAUACUCAUACGUCAAACUUAUUUACAGUGCCUCUGAGUUGCCGCCUGUCUCCUUCUAUCUGGUGCGUCUGAUCUCUAAAGCUCCCUGCAUGGUGCUGCGAUUGGGCUUCCCCAUAGGAACUCUGGCACACACCAGGAACAAGAUUGUGGAUGAACUUCGAGAGCAGAUCCUACGGCUGCGGUUCCCUCAUCGAGUCCAGAAUAAGGAGGCCACGCCAAAAACUAAACGGAAGAUUCUGGGUAACGCAUCGCCCUCCAAAUCCCCGCCUCUUCCUGCAGCCAAACCGGCGCUGUCUGACCGGCCGUGUGUGGUGGUGCUCAACAAACCCCUCGAAAAACUACUGAUCAGGUACGAGAAACUUCCGUCAGAUUUCCGCACCCCUUUCAUCUUAAACAUGGAGCCGUUCGCUCAGCCGCCCAUCAUGGGCGCCCCUCUCAGCAUGGCUGCCAGCAGAACAGCGUCCUCCACCAUGGCGUCUCUGUCCCGCUACUUCCUGCACCAGCGCUGGGUUUGGGCCGUGCAGAACGGCCCGGGAACCGCUGUAUCGCUGCACGCAGUUGCUCAUAUCCUCUCAAUGCUGUCCGAUAUUCGUCUGUCGGAAGGCUUCCACUUUGCCGCCAGUGGGGAGGGUAUCGUCAACAUGGUGGCAGAACUGCCAAUGCAGAGUCCGUCAGCUGAUUUAAAUGGAGAAAAACACACCUGCAUAGUCCAGUACAUCCUUUUCCCGCCUCAUUCCACUUCUACUAAGGACAGUUUCUCCACAGAUGAUGACAAUGACACUGAGGUGGAGGCCAUAGAUGUGGACACAGAGCUGAGUUUGGUGACGGAGUGCUGGGUGGAGCCUCAGAGCGGAGCCGUCUGUAGCUCACUGGAGCAGCAGAGACACUUUCAUCAGCUCACCUACCAGGAGAUCCCUCAGGCUAUCUUUCCCCGUGAUCUGUCGUGCAUGAUGACGAUGAUCACUUUUGAAUACCUCAUCCAGCUGUGUCAGAAUAAAGAGCAGGUGUGUCCUCUCAGAGAUGCUUCAGGCGAGCUCCCCGCCGCUGCUGCUGAUGACUGCAUACACACUGUGCCUUUCCAGUUCGACCUGCUGAAACUCUUGCCCAAGUGCCAGCAGAUCGAGCUCUUCUUCUACACCUUCAGCCGAGAGGGUCAAGCGGACGCCUCCCGUAGCGCCUCCUGUCUGCCCAACGAUCUCCUCCUCAGCCUCUUCCACAGCUCUCUGCAGAAUGAGCUCAGUGAUCGAGAGAUCCCAUUGACCGACGGCGAUCAUGUGGCGUUCAUGCAUCACAUCCUAGAGCGGGAAAGAGACGGUCAUGUGGCUCCAUUCUCACUUCCUGUCAUUAAAGAAGAGAGCUUGAAGACUCCGGAGAGGCAGGACACUGUUCUUUCUUUCCACACUAUAGGAAGCAGUAAAGAGGUGACGGGCUCCUCCAGCACACUACAGAGCUUCAGUAAUGCAGAUCUUGUAGACGACGAGCCAGCUGGCGCGGAGCAGGACUGCUUAUCUCCUCACUGGAAAUGUUACGCCAAAUACAUCAGCCAUCAGCAGAUCCUGCUCACUUUCCUGCCAGCUACAUUUACAGAUGUGCAGCUUUUGAUGUCUUCUGGGCUGGAAACUGAACCUCCAAUCAAUAGCAGUCUCCUGGAAGAGAAGGAGACCUGUUGUCAGGGCAAUGGCCAAUCACAGGCUGACUCCAUCAGCAGCUCUGCCAAUGGUCCACAGGUUGGAACAGGUCAACAUGGAGGACACAGGAAGGGGUCCACGGUGGAACCAGAAGCAGCACUGGAGACAUCUGCAGGACAGAGCAGCAUGAACGCAAGUGAUGCUGCUUCAGAGGAGAAGGACGGCGUUCAGUUUCUGGAGCCGCAGAAGCGAGACUGUCACAUCACGUUUGGCAGACAGACGUCUCAGCAGAGCAGUGCUGACGCAGCACGACCCCGCUGCCCCAUCUACAUCUACAACUGCUCACUGGACUCCCUCAAAGAGCAGCUGGUCCAUCCGCGCUCAGGACGCCAGCCCAGAGACGUCUUCUUCAGAGCUCAAGAGACAGACUCCUGGGAGUUCAGUCAGCAGCCCAAAUACAGGUCAAUCUCUCAGGAGCGCAGCAGCGCCUCCUCCUGGACGGAGCUCAUGACGCACCCUCACAAACACAAAGAACUGGCCAACUACUGCAGCCUGCUUCAGGAGCACUACUACCAGAGCUAUGUCAAAGGUGUUUAUCGCAGUCUGCAGCAGUCGCACAACGUGAGCUCGCAGGACCUACUGACGGCUAUGGACUACUGCGAGGAGUCGCUGCAGGAGAUCGACAUCACUUCCUUCCUGCAGACGCUCUGCGGACACGUGCGUGUGUUUCGUGAGCGUCACGAGCUUCACGGCUCUGUCAACGUAAGCAAGUCCAGGAACGCUCCCACAACCUUCAUCAUCGGAGAGGAAGAGGAUGAUGGAGCUGACAGAGCCACGCUGGUGUCUUCAUCCAGUAUUGAACUGGAGGAUGUGAGUGAAGGCGAUUCCAGAGGGAAAGUCUCUGCUCCCACAUCCCCACUGGACCUGGAUGAGCCGAAGUCUCCAAAAAUCCCAGAAUUCCCUCUGUCUCUCCUCCAGUCCCAGCAGAAAUGUGAAGUGUAUCCUGAUUUACACAAAAUCAUACAGGAUAAGUUCAUGGAAAUUGGUGCUCAGUAUUUCAAGACGGUACCGUCCAAUCCACAUUAUUUCUUUUACUGCCUUCCAUCUUCCAAAAAAGAGGAGGAUUCAGACAGAGAGGGAGAGCGGAGAGCCAGCGAGGACUGUGAGGUGUCUGAAGCUGAACUCGCCACAGAAGACGAGAACGUGUCGGGCUGCUGCAUCGUGACGGAGAGUGACACAGAUCUGGAGGUGGAGUAUCAGGAUUGUGGGAAUGGCAGAGCGGAGGCUGGAGGACAGGGAGCAGGUGAAGGCGAGUCUCCGUCGGACUCCAACACGGUGAACCAGGACGAGGACUCCUUCAGUAUUCUGGACGGAGACUCUCUGCUGGAGGUGGAGGGUCCGCAGCCGGAGAUGCCGCCUCUGUUUGUGCACCUCACCUGCUCCGUCAACAUGAAGAGCUGCCAUGGCUCCAUGCCCACACAAACACUGCCAACCUGUCUGGGUGAAGUCAUUACCAGUCUUGAGAACGCUGAGAGUCUUCAGUCGGUGGAUCUGAACGAGUUGUCUGUCACUCUUGAUAUCUUCGUGCUCACGUUACCUCUGGAGAUCGAGGUCAUGACUCCUGACUUCCACCACAACAGUGAUCCUGAUUUUUCUCUGUACAUGUCCUAUCGCUCUGACGAGGAGAUCAUGGCUAAUCUGGACGGCCUGCGCGGGGUCGGUGUGGAAAGUAUGUCUGGAGAUCCCCUGUCCAAACUUCCUAUUCCACACAAAAUGGCUGUUUUAGCCACUAUGGAUGAGAUCCAUUGGCUGUUGGAGGAUGAGAUAGUCUCCGCUCUGCGGCACUCGUCUGUUAUCAGCUCCUCCACGCUGCAGAAAGUGUCGGAGCACGUGUGUCGCUCCAGCGGCCGCCCGCAGUGCCACUGUGAGCUCGUUCCCUUGCAGUUCGUAUUUGGUCCCGAGCAGUCGCUGGAAAAGUUUCAAGAGGAGUUCAAGAGGUUAUCGCUUCCUGGUUACCUGCUGAACGCCGAGCAGCACAACUUCCACUACGUCUCACUGAGUCGCCAGCAGUCUCACAGGCUUCAGGCCGUGACACAGCUGUCUAACAUCACUGCUCAGUACUUAACGGCUGCAGGAACAGUGUCUCGGCAGAGCAGCCUGUGUCCUGAGGUGGAGGACGGAGCCAGAGCAUCAGCAAACAGAGAAGCAGAGUCCAAGAAAAAAGAGCCCGACACUGAGCUGGUGGAGUGUGGAGAAGUGCAGAGGGCUGAUGAGGACACGCGGCCUGCUGCAGCUGAUUCAGCCAGCGAGUCUCUCUCCGAGACCUCUGACCCCGGGCAGCUCAAACAGGCCGACGCGGAGGAGACUCGACCUCAGAGUGACGCUCACCUGCAGGCGGGCAGCAGCAGCACCGAGCGCUCAUCUGAUCACACGUCGCCUCCCAAAACCCCCUCCGCCGCCAGCCUGGCCGAGUCCGUGCAGUCCACCACACACAAUAUUUUACACGUCGUCUCCAGUCAGGGCAGCCUGGACUCAGACAUGCUGGGUUAUGAUGGAGGCAGCAGUGAUUCUGAGUGCGACGGACCCACUAUGAAUGAGCAGGAGAGACAGAGGCCGCUCAUGCCUGAUUUCUGGCUCAUCAUCAGAAUUCAUCAGGACAGAGUGGAGGUUUUCUCUCAUGCCAGGAGUUUUAACAGAGAGAAAGAGGAGGAGGAAGAGGAGGAGAUCCCAGAGUACCUGCGUCUUCAUCAGCUGGUGGUGAGGAGGAUUGGAGAAAUGUGCCGAAUAGUCAACCAGCGCCUCCUACUGCAGGACUUGCAUGACAGUCGCGUGUGCCACUCUCUCUUAGUGGCUGAGAGCGAAGAGGACAUCUGGAAGCACGAGUCGCUCUACAGGCCCAGGAUGACCAACUCAGACGACUACAAUGCAGAUGAGAGCUAUCAGCCGCGGGACUAUCUUGCCGCCACCAUGCAGUUCAUCCCGGGUUACUUCGCCUGUGACGUGGUCUGGAGCACCGUUAUUUACAUUCACCCACGCCUCAAAAUGGGGCCCAACAUGGGCGUGUCCCGGGCUAUCCAGGCUCUGCGCUCCGUUCUAAACGCUUUCUGUGUGGUAAACCGCAAAAACAUGUUUGUUUAUCAGGAGCGCACCACCAAAUCUGUGUUCUACCUCCGACUCUCCGAGACGUCUCAGGCAGGGAAGUACAGUGAUUUGGAUGGAAACGUGCACGUGUCGCGCUCUGUCGGUCUGGCCCGCAGCCAGGAGCCGCUGGGCUCUGAGGACCUCACGGCAUCACGCUCUUCUCUGGAAGGCUCAAGGCCGGUUGGACUGGUGGACAAACACAUUUUGCUGCAGGUGCAUGGCGUAGGGACUGCAGGUCCAGAGAUCUCUGAUGAACUGGUGAAGGUUUUGAGGAAGCGUCUGGACGAGGCCACGCUGGACAUUAUUACGGUCAUGCUGGUCAGAAACUGCAAACUGACACCUGCAGAUGUGGAGUUCAUUCAGCCUCCCAGCUCUCUGGCGACGGAGGUGAUGGUGUUCUGUCUGCCGCAGUACUGUGUGCCGUGGAUCCAGGCGGUGGCUCACUACCUCCGUCAGAACCUCCUCAUCUUCCUCCACAUCCCCAAAUACACUGACAGCAACAUGGAGCACCACUUUAAGCAUUACUUCCAUUUGAGCAGCGAGCUGCCCGAUCAUGACAUCUACCUGUACAAUAAACCUGGAGGCCAGGGCACAGGAGGCAAAGGUAUCGCCUGCAUCGCGCUGUCGUUCAUGGACGCUAAAGGCUGCGCGCUGCAGGUUCCCGCUCAGGACGGCAGCGGCCCGGCUCUCAGAGGAGACGUCUCCAGCAUCUCCCUCCAGCCGGACCAGUUCGAGGCCUUGACGACUGUCGUCAGCCAGAGCUCAGGUGCAGCCGUGUGUGUGCGCUUCGACGUGUGGGAGCAGGGUAACAUCAGCCCGCUGCAGCUGACCGACCGGCUCCGGGCGGCUCUACGCCAUGCCCUCUGCGACAUCCUCAUGGAGAUGCGCGUGCUGCCGAACCCGUUGUGUCUGGACACCUUCUGCCUUCCUGCAGCCGCCCAGCGGGACGAGAGCACAGUUGCCUUGAGUCUCCUGCAGUCUGACAGUAAGGAGGUGAAGGAGAGCGUUCGGCGGCCCAGUGGAGCUCAUGGGCUCAAGAGCAGCCCGUCUCCCAUCAGCCUGAGUUCUGUGCCCAGCUCCACCCCGACCGCUGGAACCAGCACGCCCGAGUCCACCACACCCACCGGCAAAACCACGCGCCGCAGCUUCUGGGAAAUGCUGAGUAAACCAGAGACUUCUGAGCUUGGCAGUCCGAAGACGACGGAUGACAUCGUACCAGAGCGUGUCGAGGACAGUCGCGUGAGCCGGCGGAGACACAAGACGGAGAGCGUCAAACAGCAGUGGAACCAUGAGAAAGCCAUGGCAGUCGAGCAAGAGCAGGCCCAGAGGAGACAUGCAGUCCAGCUGGAGGAAGGUGAUACAGGCACUCUUCAGCCCAUCUACCAGACCACGUACCUGCCCUGGGUCACCUUCAUGAACAGACUGGGUUGUCCUUCCAUCCAGCACUGUUCAGCUGAAGCCUCGCAUAAUUUCCUCAUGCCCUCCAUCCUCACAGAGACGGUCAAUCUGGUCGGCUCACUGGCCGGUGACAUGGCAGUCAAAGUGUUUGAAAGAACCAGCUGUCCUCAGGGAGACAUCUAUGUCCCCCUGUCAAUCAUCCAGCACAUCAGCCAACCACCUGGCACCACCAGGAGCUUCAUUCUCAUUGGUCGCAAUUUCAGCCAAUGGCACUGCAGUACAGAACAAGAAGACAGUUCAGAUGAAGAGAACAGUCCUGUACUAAAUAGGUGCACACCUCAUAAGGGCCUGCAGCGGUUCGAGGGUUUGGAGCACAGUGAUUGGCUGAGCCCGGGGCAGGCCGUGAGGGUCGUGGCUCCACGCCAGCGCUUCCUGUACAUACAGAUUGUCAAUAAGAAGGUGACUCUGUACACAUAUAACUGGUCGGUGGAUCUGGGCGUCUCUCUGAAUCAGGGUCUGGUCAGACUGGUGCAGUGGCAGAACGCCCGCGCUCAUGUGGUCAGCUGCCUCCUGAGUCAGAAAAUGGGCCUUUUCCAUCAUUACUGCUUCUCUGAUACACCUACACAUGAGGACCUGAAACAGGAGCCCAACCCGUUCCUGAGCUCCACGAUCGAGGCGGACGCUCUGUUGAGGAGUCAGGUUCCUCCGGCCGUGAGUAAGGAUCAGGGUCGGAUGGGCAGCUCUACUCGUGCUCUUCCUCCUCUGGCCUUCCCCGGAGAACUCGUGCCCUUUGAUGAAGCUCUGAGAGACGUGAACACAGUGAGGCCCCUGACUAGUCAGGACGGACCCGAUAUAGUCGCUCGCCAUGGAGCCCAGCUACUGGAGGUCAAAGCCGCUGAGCGCAGAGAGCUGGAGAGACAGAUGAAGAUUGAGAAUCUGUUUGUGAUGUGGCAGCAGCGCUCGGCUCAGUCCAACAUGCCCAUCUCUGUGGCGGAUCUGGACACACUGAAGCAGUCGUCUCGGCUGGUCCAUUACUGCGCCACUCCGCUGCUCUUUGACCCCGUCUUCCGGAAACAGGUUCAAGAGGAACAGCUGCCUCAGCCACAGAUGAAGAAGCGGCAUCGCUCCAGUGACUCUACAGCGUCCGGCCGCGAUCGCAGCUACAGCAUGGAUUCUGCAGACAUGCUGCCGAGUCGUCUGAAGGAGGAGCCGUGGCUGCAGGAGAUCUCCAGCAUGUUCCUGCAGCAGUAUGUGCAGUAUCUGCAGAGCAUGGGCUUCAUCCUGGUGCAGGUCCGGCUACAGUCGCCCGCUCGCAGCAUCGCUCGAGCCCGAGCCGCCAUGUUGAGUUCUUUAUCCACCGAAGGCAGAUCUUCCUUCUCCUCUUUCUCAUAUAAUAAGCAGAAGAGUGAAGACAGCCCCAAGAGCAAUGCAUCGAGCUCGGCGUCGUAUCACCUGCAGAGGGCGCUGCCGGGAGGAAUCGUGCUGAUGGAGCUGGCUUUUCAAGGCUGUUAUUUCUGCGUGAAGCAGUUUGCAUUAGAGUGCUCAAGGAUUCCCAUGGGUCAGACGGUUAAUUCUCAGCUGUCCAUGCUGUUCACCGAGGAGUGCGAUAAGGUGCGGGAUCUGAUGCACGUUCACUCCUUCAGCUACGACUUCCACCUGCGUGUGGUGCAUCAGUACCUCGUGGGCUGUCACAUGACCCUGCGGCAGGGGUACCAGCUCACGGCCUUUCUGGAGGACUUCAUCGCCCAUCACCCUGACAUACCCAAGUUUGGACGCAACCAUGUCUUCCAGGGGAGUUUCUCCAUAUCGACAGGGAUGAUCACAGCACAUCAGCUGUAUAAUUACAUCACUGAUCACGCCGGCACUUACGGGAUGAAGCCCCUGCGCAUGUCUAAAGCUGCAGUUACCACCGAUAACAAGAAGGGGGCGCCGAGCGCAGAUCUGCACGAGUACGUGCUGGUCGCUCUGUGGAACAGCUCUGGCUCGUUUAAGGAUCUGGAGGGAUUGCGACACCAUGAUGACUUUGACGUGUCGCUGCUGGUUUGUCAUAACGCCGCCCCGUUUGAGGAGCAGUCGGAGGGAGAGAGACACCUGCUCAGGCUGCGUUUCUAUGUGAUCAUGACCAGUCAGAGGGAGCUGUUCCCGCGUUUGACUGCAGACAUGCGGCGCUUCAAGAAGCUUCCCCAGAUCCACCGUGACCCCAGUGACCUGAGCGACCGCGUCCCUGCAGAGCGGAUGGAGGCCGGCGGGGAAUCUGAACUGGACCUGUGGGAGGACACCACCGCCUCUGUCACCCCUGCAGCCAGCCCUGAGUCUGACCCCAUGGAGAGCCUCCUGCACGCAGACGCAGACACAGACGACUCCCAGGGGCUCUUCUACCUGUGUCCUCUCUUCCCCCUGCUCAGUUCGGAGGUGCUGUCUGCUCGCCGGCAGAUUCAGAACAGCGUGGAGCAGGCCAUGGGCCACUGCCGCAGAGAUAACCUCUGGAGGAGGCUCUUUCACGGAGAGCACUUGGCUCUGGAUAAACUCAAACUCAGCAAGCUGGCCUUCGGUGAACUGGAAGAGCUGCUGGAUGCUGUGCAGAGCAGAUCGGUCUCUGAGAUUGACCCGCAGCUGGACUGUUUCCUGAAUAUGAGUCCCACCUGGUACCAGAGUCUCAUCAAAGUCCUGCUGUCCCGCUUCCCACAGAACUGCAGGCACUUUAAAGACGACGGCGGCGGCAUACAGUAUCUGGCCGUCCUGAACCAGAAGUUCACAGACUGUUUUGUGCUCGUUUUCCUGGACACACAGGCAGGAAAAACUAGUCUGAAGGUGGUUUUCAGGGAGCCGUUACCUGCGCAGACGCAGUCGAGCAGCAGUCCUCCACCGCAGCUGGUCUCCAUGUACCACCAUCUGGAGUCGGUCAUCAACACCGCCUGCUACAACCUCUGGACGGGCCUGCUGUGAACCUGUGUUUCUGCCAGCGGUGCAUCAGAUGGAGUCAAGUGUCUGAAGUCGGUUUGUGCAAAGAUUGAGCUUUGUGCCGCCCGUCGCUCGCAGACUGAGACUGAACGCGUCUCAUGUGUGUAAUACGUGCUGCGUCGGCCAGGUUGCAUCCAUUUAAGCAAUUGAAUUUCCAACAUUUUGCACAGGAAACCGGCUAAAUGCGCCGCCCUGUUGAUUGAAGGGCGAUUAUCCAGGAGGGUGUAUUUAUUGCGUGUGAAACUCCGCUGGUUUGUCAAAGCCAUACUGUCCUUCUGUAGUCUAGUGUUCAUUUGUGCUGUGUUUUCUCCAUCUCCUCUCAGUUGCUGAUGUCGUUUCUGUAGCCUAUGUGCAUUUUUUUAUUUUUUUGACCAACAUGAUUGUCUUUACUGCCAUUUUUUCAUCCCGAAAGUGCCUUUAUUUUAUUUUCAUAUGAACUUGAUGGGAGCUAGCUAGUGUAUUAUGUUCACCUUUCAAGAUGAAUCUCUUAAAGGGACAGUUCACCCAAAAAUGAAAUUCUGUCAUAAUUUAC
Molecule: messenger RNA, 11646 nt
Organism: Sinocyclocheilus anshuiensis
Lineage: Eukaryota; Metazoa; Chordata; Actinopteri; Cypriniformes; Cyprinidae
Gene: szt2
Product: SZT2 subunit of KICSTOR complex
Exons: 74
Coding region: 87-11099 (3670 amino acids)
Cellular component (GO): peroxisome
Source: RefSeq, a predicted model, not a curated record